GAUCGCCGUCUCCUACAUGUGUGUUGCGGAUGAGCGUUGUUCCGAUAAGGCAACAUCCACAGCAGCAAAGAGGACCAGAGGAGGUCUGAGCCGGUCUGUAAAGUCCGGGUCUCGGUGUCAGCACCCUGGUGCACCUGGUGAUGGUGUCAGGACAUCAGGAAACUCUCUCAGUGCUUCAUCCAAACAGGAAGACAUAACGUUACUGUCUCCGUUUCUGACUUUGACUGCCUUAAAUAAACUGAAAGCUGCUCCCUGUCUCACUGGGUGUUGACAGAAAAUGGCAACAAGGAGCAGAUACCUGCUGCAGAGAGUGUGCAGUGGACUCAGAGCUCACACAGUCCGCUAUCAGAGCUCCACUUUGACCUCAAGUCAAGGACGCCUGUGGAAACCUCCACAUAGACAUCUGAGCUGCUCAUCCAGACUCUACAAGUCGGAUUCUCCCACCACAGGUCCCAGCAGUCUGUCAUUCAGGAGCCACACCUGUGGAGAACUGAGAUCGGAUCAUGUGGGAGAGAAAGUCACUCUGUGUGGCUGGGUCCAAUACCUCAGGCAAGAUCUGUUCGUCAUCCUGCGAGAUUUCAGUGGCUUGACACAAGUUCUAAUUCCUCAGGAAGAAUCUGCGAGUAAUUUGAAAGCAGUCCUGUGUGACCUCACAGCAGAGUCUGUCAUCAAGGUUGCAGGAACAGUCAGACGACGCCCGGCGGGACAACAGAACAAGGAGAUGCCGACAGGAGAAAUAGAGAUCCUGGCUGAGAGUGUGGAGGUUUUCAAUGAGUGCCGGAAGUUGCCUUUUGAAAUCAAAGACUUUGUCAAAAAAUCUGAGUCUUUGCGGAUGCAGUAUCGCUACCUGGACCUGAGGUCCUCUCAGAUGCAGAAGAACCUCCGGUUGAGAUCACAGCUGGUGAUGAAGAUGAGAGAGUACCUCUGUAAUGUGCACGGUUUUGUUGAUGUGGAAACUCCUACCUUGUUUAAAAGAACGCCAGGGGGAGCCAAAGAGUUUGUGGUUCCAUCCAGAGAGCCGGGCCGGUUUUACUCUCUCCCUCAGAGUCCACAGCAGUUUAAACAGCUCCUAAUGGUGGCUGGGAUAGACAGGUACUUCCAGAUGGCCCGGUGCUACCGAGAUGAAGGCUCCAAACCAGAUCGACAGCCUGAGUUCACCCAGGUAGACAUAGAAAUGUCUUUUGUGGACCAGGCAGGGAUCAUGUCCCUGGUGGAGGGUUUGUUACAGUACUCCUGGCCAGCAGAGAAAGGACCCAUUAAGGUUCCUCUCCCAGCCAUGACAUAUGAAGAGGCCAUGAGGGAGUACGGCGUAGACAAGCCUGAUACCAGGUUCACUAUGAAGCUGAUCGACCUCAGUCAGGUUUUCCUAUCCACGGAAAUUGAAUUCCUCAGAUCAGCUCUCAGCCAACCAGGAGGCUCUGUUCAGGCCAUCUGCGUCCCCAGUGGAGCGAAAAUUUUUACUGGGAAAGAUUUGGAAGAACUGAAGCAAACAGCUAAGGCUCAGUUUUGCCAGGAGCUCAGCGUGGUGCUGGUCAAAGCAGACGGGACGUUGAAGUCUCCCCUGAAGAAGCUGCUGUCUGUCUCGGCCACAGAUGAGCUACUGCAGAGGACUGGAGCCAAACCUGGAGACCUGCUGCUGGUGGCAGCCGGUUCCCUCCACACCGUGCGCCCUUUGCUGGGUAAUCUUCGCCUGCGGUGCGCAGAGCUCCUAGAGACUCGUGGCGUUUCAGUCCGUGACCCUUCAGCCUUCCACUUCCUGUGGGUUGUGGACUUCCCUCUCUUCUUGCCCAAAGAAGAGGAACCAGAGCAGCUGGAGUCAGCCCAUCAUCCGUUUACUGCUCCACUGCCAGAGGACACACAGCUACUCUACACAGAGCCACGCAAGGUACGUGGUCAGCACUAUGACCUAGUGUUGAAUGGCUGUGAAAUUGGUGGAGGCUCCAUCCGCAUCCACAAAGCCUCGGAACAGCUUCAUGUCCUGAAGAAUAUCCUGAAGGAGGAUCCCAGUCUACUGUCUCACCUGCUGGAGGCGCUGGACUCAGGAGCACCACCACAUGGAGGGAUUGCUCUGGGUUUGGACCGGUUGGUCUCCAUCAUGGUCGGGGCUCCUAGCAUCCGCGAUGUCAUUGCCUUCCCCAAGUCAUUCCGGGGUCACGACCUCAUGAGCUGUGCCCCUGACUUUGUAUCUGAGGAGGAGCUGAAGUCUUACCACAUCUCUGUCAAAUGGCCAACACAGCGAGGAGGAGGAGAAGAGGUUAAGUAAGGAGAUAAAGAAGGAAGAGACAUCCGAGGAGGUGGUGCUGCCUUCCCAGAGCUCUGUAACCCACGCAUCAGAGGAAGGAAGCGCGAGGACGAGGAGACAGCGGUGAGCAGGUGUAAAGACCGAGGUCUGUGACGAUGUCUGCCAGCUGGCUGGCAGAUAUGAGGAGGAGGUGAUGUUGUGGCUGCAUCAUUUUGAAAUGGAAGAGAAAAGGCAACGUGCCAACAGCCACAGCGUUUGCAGAAGGAAAUCUGCAACAAAGAAGAAAUGCUUACUACUGAAAGCGAAUGACACUUGAGGCUUGACUGAUAUGUUGGUUUGUGGAAAGUGAACCUCUGUUAAGAUUCUUCCAGACCAAUGCCUCAUAUAAUCAUUCUUUAAAUAUUAUUUCAGAGUGUGUUCCACCUCCAGAAGAAAAAAACUCUGGAGAAAUCUGUAAUUUGUUGGGAUGCAAGGCAAGUUUAAGCACACUGCAGGUUACUGUCACAAAUACAACCAACAGGAGAUUUAUUAUUCUCAGGAAUUUGUAGAUGGCAAAAACUGAGCUGCAAGAGAGCAAAUAUUGGACUUUGUUCGCCAGAUGGCGAAAACAUGACUCCGAAUGAAUGAUAAUGUUGCUCGGUAAUUACUGGAUGUAUAAAUAUGGGCCUAACAAGUUUGCCUUAUAAACCUAAAACGUGAUGAUGCAUCAAUUUUGUGUUCAUAACUUGUUUCCGCUGCCCCAAGAGGCCACAAAGUUAUUGCAGGUUUAAGACAUUAAAGUGUGUGUUUGACUUAACAUCCAUGUUAUCACCGUGUUCAUCCCCGUCUGUUCCACUCUGCUGGACUCGCUCCAUCCUCCUCUCUCUGCCCCCACUGUGGGUACCUCCGCUGGCAGAGUGCAUCUGGAGGUUCAGUACCAGGAUCCGUUCAGAAGCUGACUGCGCAGUCAGCUGCUGCCUUAAUAAAUCAGGUGCUGAAUACUUGCAGAUUGUGAUUAAAACUCAAUGAAAACUGCAAUGCACAUUUGCACAAUGCGAUUUUUCUUAGGGAAUAUGUCCCUCCGUUUCAACAGCACAACAUGUCACACAAUAAAUAGUAAUCGCAAUA
Micropterus salmoides (largemouth bass) is the source of this 3349-nucleotide messenger RNA. It is a transcript of the gene dars2, whose product is annotated as aspartyl-tRNA synthetase 2, mitochondrial. The coding region runs from base 278 to 2263 and encodes 661 amino acids. Gene Ontology annotation, molecular function: nucleic acid binding; ATP binding; aspartate-tRNA ligase activity. Lineage: Eukaryota; Metazoa; Chordata; Actinopteri; Centrarchiformes; Centrarchidae. Gene Ontology annotation, biological process: aspartyl-tRNA aminoacylation. The record is from RefSeq and is a predicted model, not a curated record. The transcript has 17 exons. Gene Ontology annotation, cellular component: mitochondrion; cytoplasm.